GGGGAGGAGGAGCCGCGGCCGCCGCCAUGCGGGGAGGCAGGGAAAGAGGGAGGGCGGCAGCGAGCGAGCGAGGGAGGGGGCGCGGCGGCGGAGUUGGCUCGGCCCGGUCGGCGGCUUCGGCGGCGCCAUGAGAGCGGGGAGCGGCGGAGAUUGAAGUGAUUAAAUUCAGAUAUAACUAAACUUGGUUAGAGGGCUUUUUUAAAAAAAGUUGUUUCAGUGCAUCAGAGCAAGUUACUACUGCUUUACCGUUCAGAGACUUACAGGUGCUUGCCUGCAUUGCAAUAAAGGACUCAUAUAUUGAGCAAGACUUAUAUUUAUCUCUUCGUUUUGGAGAGUCUAAUAAACUGUUAUUACAGUUUCUCUACUGACUUUCAAAAGUUUUGAGGUCUAAAAGAGACACCUUUACAAAUAACAAAGCAUGAGCACGGCCAGAACAGAGAACCCUGUUAUAAUGGGUCUAUCCAGUCAGAAUGGGCAGCUGAGGGGCCCUGUGAAGCCCAGCGGCGGCCCUGGAGGAGGGGGCACACAAGCGCAGCAACAGAUGAGCCAGCUGAAGAACACCACCACAGUCAACAACGGCACUCAGCAGCAAGCACAGAGUCUGACCACCACUAUAAAACCUGGUGAUGACUGGAAAAAGACUUUAAAACUCCCUCCAAAGGAUUUGAGAAUCAAAACUUCGGAUGUGACCUCCACAAAAGGAAAUGAGUUUGAAGAUUACUGUUUGAAACGGGAGUUACUGAUGGGAAUUUUUGAAAUGGGCUGGGAAAAACCAUCUCCUAUUCAGGAGGAGAGCAUUCCCAUUGCUUUAUCUGGUAGGGAUAUCUUAGCUAGGGCUAAAAAUGGAACUGGCAAGAGCGGUGCCUACCUCAUUCCCUUACUUGAACGGCUCGACCUGAAGAAGGACAAUAUACAAGCAAUGGUGAUUGUUCCUACUAGAGAACUAGCCCUACAGGUCAGUCAAAUCUGCAUCCAGGUCAGCAAACACAUGGGAGGGGCCAAAGUGAUGGCAACCACAGGAGGAACCAACUUACGUGAUGACAUAAUGAGGCUUGAUGAUACAGUACAUGUGGUGAUUGCUACCCCCGGAAGAAUUCUGGAUCUCAUCAAGAAAGGAGUAGCGAAAGUUGAUCAUGUCCAGAUGAUAGUAUUGGAUGAGGCAGAUAAGUUGCUGUCACAGGAUUUUGUGCAGAUAAUGGAAGACAUUAUUCUCACGCUACCUAAAAACAGGCAGAUUUUACUAUAUUCAGCCACUUUCCCUCUUAGUGUUCAGAAGUUCAUGAAUUCCCAUUUGCAAAAACCUUAUGAGAUUAACCUGAUGGAGGAGCUAACUCUGAAGGGAGUAACCCAGUACUACGCAUAUGUAACUGAGCGCCAGAAAGUACACUGCCUCAACACACUUUUCUCAAGGCUCCAGAUAAACCAGUCAAUAAUUUUCUGCAACUCCUCUCAACGUGUUGAACUAUUAGCUAAGAAGAUUUCCCAACUGGGCUAUUCUUGCUUCUACAUCCAUGCUAAGAUGAGGCAGGAACACCGAAAUCGUGUAUUCCAUGAUUUCCGAAAUGGCUUAUGCCGUAAUCUUGUUUGCACUGAUCUGUUUACCCGAGGUAUUGAUAUCCAAGCUGUGAAUGUGGUGAUAAAUUUCGACUUUCCAAAGCUGGCAGAGACCUAUCUCCAUCGUAUUGGUAGAUCAGGUCGCUUUGGUCACCUUGGUUUGGCCAUCAAUUUGAUCACAUAUGAUGAUCGAUUCAAUCUAAAAAGUAUUGAGGAACAACUGGGAACCGAAAUUAAACCCAUCCCAAGCAACAUUGACAAGAGCCUGUAUGUGGCAGAAUACCACAGUGAGCCUGUAGAAGAUGAGAAACCUUAACAAGCAUGCUUUGACAAUACAGAAGCCCAUCUGGAUCUGUGACACGUGGUUUCUUUGGGAAUGCUCUUCUCUUUGUGGGUUUUUCGUCUUCUUUUCGUUUUGGAACUAUGAAGACUUAACAAGAGCUCAGACUUUUUUUUCUUUUUAAUCUGGCAGAGAGGAGAAAAAAGCUGAAAAGAAGGAAUAUACCUUUUUUGUUCCACUUGUUUGCACUGUGUGCUGACUGAACAUUUGUUGCACUAACUGCUGGUUUUAAAAAUUUCUUCUGGGAGGCAGCGGGGGAAGGAGGGAAGAGGAAGAGGAGGGGAGACCCUGAGAAGAGAAGAACCUUGGUAAACUCAAGCUUGUCUACUAUUUCAGAAUUCUCCAACAGCUGACUAGGAGUGCAUCUCAACUUCUCCCUGGUUCUCAUCCGUUUUUAAGCCUAAAGAGCUUGUUACUUAUUUGUGCGAAGUGCCUUAUGCUAUGAGACCAUUCAGAAUAUCAUCUUUCAGACGCAGCCCAAGGAAUCAACGAUGGCAAUUCUUUCUUUUUUUUCCUCUCCCCAUCCCUUUUUGGUUUCAGGUCAGUCUCUUUCCCUUCCCCUCCUCAUUCACUCAAAUACUCAAGCCCAGGGCUGGGAAAUGAAACAUAUUGGUAAUGUUAAACACUUGUUUUUUGUUUGGUUUUUCAUCGGAGGAGUUGAUAUGCAACAGCAGUUCACCCGCAUUGUAAAUACAUGUAUUUAAAAAAAAACCCAAGUAAAAAAUUCUGGGCUGAGUAGGUGCAACAUCAUCGCUCCCGAAGGAAAGAGCAGUCUAUCAUUGCAGGAGCCAUAUGACAAGCCUUUGUGCUCUUUAGCAGAACACUAAAGACUGAUUUACAUAAGCCUCCAUUAGUAGUUAUGGCACUUGAUGUGUAGACAUGUCAGAGCCUUGACCCUCUUUCCUCUGUGGCAAAGCGUGUCCCAUAGAAAAUUGGAUGUGUAUACUUGUAUAAACUUUGUAAAUAUGUUUUUUUCUGGGUUCAUAUAUAACUUUUUUUUUAUGAAGGUUGCUGGGAUUAAGGGGAUUAGACUGAUUAUGGGAGCAGCUAAAGAUGAGAGGGGCUCAGUUUUUCGCAACACUAAACCCUAAAAAGUGCUCCAGCCUCUUACUGUAGAAAGCAGGCCUCUAUGGGGGAAUCCCACAGUUGAGAAAGGGACCCUGGGGUGGGUGAUGAGGGGUAUUCACUGAUACUUGCUGCCACACUGCUGUGGAGGAGUCCUACUGAGAGAACAAGGAAGCUUCAAAAAUGUGUAGCUCAAGAUGUUUUUGAGAUGCUUUCUGACAUUCCUCCCUCCCCCUCUUAAAAAAAAAGACAAAAAACAAAAAAUUCCAUAAACUACAUGCUCUGAAAAGGGGGGUAAAGACAAAUCUACCUUGCAGCGUAACCAUUCUAGCAGGUGGUAGUAUUGUUGAGCAGUAUAUAAAAAGCACAGGUUUGAGUUUCAGAAAUAGAAGAUACCAGUUUAUAUAAACUGACAGUUCUGGAGCUUUUUAUCUGUGGGUCAUUUCUUGUACGCAUUUGUUGCCCCCAAACACCUUGAUCCAUGGAUUUUGCGUAGAGAUGGGCAAACCCUGAGACCUGUUAACUUCAAAGCUACAGAAAGCUGCUUGCCAUCCUCUGUGUUUUGGCAUGAGUUGCUGUCUGUCAUUCUGCAUUGUAUAUUGCUGGCAAAUGCUUUAUGGUCAAUAGUGUUGCUUUAAAUUGUGCCCCUCCCAACAUGCUUGAUGUUUGGCCUGAUCUCCAGGCAAAAGGAGUGAGAUGAAUCAAAACCAGUAAACUUUUUUGUUGUUUUUUUUGUUGUUGUUGUUGGGGUUUUUUUUUUCUUUUUUUUUUAAAUUCCCUUUUUAGCCCAGUGUAUUGUAGUCGGUCAGGAGGCAUCUUCAAA
Molecule: messenger RNA, 3782 nt
Organism: Trichosurus vulpecula (common brushtail)
Lineage: Eukaryota; Metazoa; Chordata; Mammalia; Diprotodontia; Phalangeridae
Gene: DDX6
Product: DEAD-box helicase 6
Exons: 14
Coding region: 419-1870 (483 amino acids)
Biological process (GO): cytoplasmic stress granule assembly; P-body assembly
Cellular component (GO): P-body; cytoplasmic stress granule
Molecular function (GO): RNA helicase activity; mRNA binding; ATP binding
Source: RefSeq, a predicted model, not a curated record